AUUACAAUAGUUGACAUUUCACAAACCGGAAAGGUUGUUUAAAGUGUGCUUGUGUACUAAUUAAAAAUGUUAUUUUUUGACUACGCAAUAAUUAAUCUUAAAACUAUGGCUGAGUCAACUCUCUGUUUAAAGUCAAGUGCCUCCCAGAGGGUCUCUUGAGAGUUAGUUUUAGUACUAAUUUAUUAUUUCUCUGUACAUAUAUCAAAAAUAUAUUUCUUAUUAUAAUUCGCUUAAUGCCAUAUCACAGUUGUGUUAUCAGUUUUGCUCAAGAUAAUACACACUGAGACAGUAUACUAGCUUACUCAAUAUUAGUUUUAUUUUUGUCUUUUUCAAUAGAGCAGUGUUUGCUACCUAAAUAAAUUGUGUGUUGCAAAAGUAUUUUUUUUUAAAAUGGCGUCAAGUGAUCCAGAAAUUCGUGAUGGUUUUACCCUGCCUGUAUGGAUGAAAUCAAAACCAACCAAAGACUUCGCCCCAUUCUCCACAUCUCCGCCAGCGCCUGAAGAUCCGUUCUUCUAUAUUCGUUAUCCGAAAACUGACGUCUUGUUCGGGAAUGCCAAAACCGCCAAUGAAGUUCCGAAUCCGGUUCAGCAAAACAAGGAGCUGGGAGCAGCAUUCCCUGGAUACAAGGAGAAGGACUGGUCGAAACACACCAAGCCAUGCCAAGAUGUUCUGCAUAGUAUCGCCCCCAUCAAUACUGCUGCAAAUCCAAUGAAUUUGAAGCCAAAACCGGCAGGAACUGACGACGGCUUCAAGGGCGAAGGCGCGGCAUGCGGCAACUCUGUUGUUAAGGUGGCCAGUGAGAUGGUGUCAGGUCGGUCGCGCGGGUUCACCGUCGCGUCUCCAGCGGAGGACCACGAGGUGCCUGGCCAGAGGUACCUCGCUUCUCGCCGCGGCAGUAAGAGUCUCCCCACCACACCAAUCCACUCGCCCCCCUCCAGCCCUUCCGGACGCAGGAAGCAUUACAAUCGUUACUUCACAUCGCCGUUCGAACCCGUUGAUGACACAAACAAUCGCUCCUGGCUGACGAUGGCUUUGCUUGGUUUCAAGAAGGACCUUACCACCUCCACCUCGACGCUUGCAGAAGAGGAGUACGUGGAAAAUAGACUGCAGAGUGGCAGUCUUGCCGAAUCAGUCGAAAAUCUUGGACCGGCACCCAGACCAAACACCAAUUUGGUUGUGAAUGAAAUGCAAACACAAAAACCGAAACCACCCAAACCAGUGAGGGCAAAACCCUCAGAGUUGAGAGAAAUGAACUUUUGGUCACCAACAUCCAUGUAGAGGUAUUGAUUAGUGCGAGUGAGACAACAUGACAUCCUGACUAAUUGAGGUUUGCUAAACACCUGGUUGAUAUUAAUUUAAAGUCAUAUUAAAUAUAGUAUUGGUUCGACACUAACUUGUGUUCUGCUGUUGGUAUAAAAACAUGACAAAAGCGUACUGUAAAUGUAAAGAAUACACAAAGAAUUUAGGGUUGGGAUCAAUAAUAUUGUUUGUAUUUUAUGCGUUAAAAGCUAGGCUUAUUGUAUAGUUGUGGCAUUUUAUAAAACAGUAUUCUACUUCUUAAAUUUAUUAUAACAUCUUUAUUGCAUAAGCCAUUUUCACCAUCAGCUUAAUAACUAAUAAUGGACAGAUAAAAAAUGGACUGAACGCCUGAACGUUGACAUUAUGCUUACAUAAAUUAGACAUACAGAUAGCGCGCGAGUUAAAUGCAGAGUUCAGGAAUGCGAUAGUGCUGUGACCUAAUUAUAAUUGAUGACGAUAAUCAUGAGUGUUUCGAUAAAUUUAAACAAUGCUUUUGAGUUUACCAUGAUA
Messenger RNA from Leptidea sinapis, 1809 nucleotides. RefSeq lists its product as uncharacterized. NCBI's taxonomy places the organism in Eukaryota, Metazoa, Arthropoda, Insecta, Lepidoptera, Pieridae. The transcript has 7 exons. The record is from RefSeq and is a predicted model, not a curated record. Bases 391 to 1278 code for a protein of 295 amino acids.